Homo sapiens (human) is the source of this 4719-nucleotide messenger RNA. It is a transcript of the gene ANGEL2, whose product is annotated as angel homolog 2. Gene Ontology annotation, biological process: mitochondrial mRNA 3'-end processing. Gene Ontology annotation, molecular function: catalytic activity; RNA 2'-phosphatase activity; RNA 2',3'-cyclic phosphatase activity. NCBI's taxonomy places the organism in Eukaryota, Metazoa, Chordata, Mammalia, Primates, Hominidae. The transcript has 9 exons. Gene Ontology annotation, cellular component: mitochondrial matrix. The coding region runs from base 604 to 1860 and encodes 418 amino acids. The record is from RefSeq and is marked validated.
GGAAGGAAGAGGAAGAGGGUCUGGGCGAUGGUGCAUCCGGGACGAGCCUCCAGAGACCAAGCGGGAUAGGUAAACCCGCCGCGCAGCUGGCGGGACGCUGGGCCAACGAGGUCUGGGGUCUUGGCGCGGAGUUCAUGGGCCGCCGGCCAGGCUUGUGCCAGUGGCUUUGGAUCCCUGGCCUGCUUCCCCCAACCCAGCCUCCAGACCAGCGCUGGCCUGCUCCACACACUCCGCAGCACCGUCCCGGGAACCGAGCGUCGGCGGGGAGGCCGCCUCUCCGCAGUAGGUCUCGGCGGGCCUGAUCCCUUGGAGGCGCGUGUGUGGCACACGCCCAGGAGGGGCUUGAUUUUUGUUGAUGUGUGUUGUGAAUAAGGAAAAUGCUCUUCGUUAAGCCAUAUUUGUGACUUCCGAUAUUUCACUAAUACUUUUCAAUCAAGAAAACAGCAUUGCUAACUUGCCUAUCACUUUAAAGUGGUAUUUGAAGGAUUUGUGUGAUACAAUUAUGACUUUGUAAUUAGGCACCCUAAAAACCUGAUCAGGCCUAUUGCUUACUUUCUUUGAUUCAUCUGUCUUCUCUGCUGUGAUCACCUUGUUCCUCCUGAUAUGGAAGGUGUGAUAAAGCGGAAUUGGGAAUAUAUAUGUAGCCAUGAUAAAGAAAAAACGAAGAUCCUAGGAGACAAAAAUGUUGAUCCCAAAUGUGAAGACAGUGAGAACAAGUUUGACUUUUCAGUGAUGUCCUAUAAUAUACUUUCACAAGAUUUACUGGAAGAUAACUCUCACCUUUAUAGACAUUGCCGGCGGCCAGUAUUACACUGGAGUUUUAGGUUUCCCAAUAUUCUGAAAGAAAUUAAACAUUUUGAUGCAGACGUACUUUGUUUGCAAGAAGUUCAAGAAGAUCAUUAUGGAGCAGAGAUCAGGCCAAGUUUGGAAUCACUGGGUUAUCACUGUGAAUAUAAGAUGCGGACAGGAAGGAAACCUGAUGGCUGUGCUAUUUGCUUCAAACAUUCCAAAUUUUCACUCUUGUCAGUGAACCCAGUGGAAUUCUUCCGCCCUGAUAUUUCUCUGUUGGACAGAGACAAUGUUGGAUUAGUUUUACUCUUACAGCCCAAAAUUCCAUAUGCUGCCUGCCCUGCAAUCUGCGUAGCAAAUACGCAUCUGUUGUAUAAUCCAAGGCGAGGUGAUAUUAAGCUGACGCAAUUGGCAAUGCUACUGGCAGAGAUUUCCAGUGUUGCCCACCAGAAAGAUGGCAGCUUCUGCCCUAUUGUUAUGUGUGGUGACUUUAAUUCUGUUCCUGGUUCUCCACUAUAUAGUUUCAUAAAGGAAGGAAAAUUGAAUUAUGAAGGACUUCCCAUAGGAAAGGUAUCUGGCCAGGAACAGUCUUCACGGGGACAAAGAAUUUUAUCUAUUCCAAUUUGGCCCCCAAACCUAGGUAUCUCACAGAACUGUGUGUAUGAGGUACAGCAGGUACCAAAAGUAGAAAAGACAGACAGUGAUCUGACACAAACACAGCUGAAGCAAACAGAGGUCCUAGUGACAGCUGAAAAAUUGUCUUCAAAUUUACAGCACCAUUUCAGUUUGUCAUCUGUUUAUUCACAUUACUUUCCUGACACUGGAAUUCCAGAAGUGACCACCUGUCAUUCCCGAAGUGCCAUAACUGUGGAUUAUAUUUUCUACUCUGCAGAAAAGGAAGAUGUUGCUGGGCACCCAGGAGCUGAAGUUGCUUUGGUUGGUGGCUUGAAACUUCUAGCUAGACUGUCACUUCUUACAGAACAAGACUUAUGGACUGUUAAUGGACUUCCAAACGAAAAUAACUCUUCAGAUCAUCUGCCUUUAUUGGCAAAGUUCAGACUUGAGCUCUGACUCUCUUUGAUCACAUACUAAUUUUCUUUCCAAUUUGUAUUGUUUUUCAAAGAAUGUAAAGUUCUUAAGUGUAUGCAUGUUGUUUAUUUUUGCACUGUGGAGAUUCUGAAGCGGUUAUGUUAGAUGCUUUGAAACUCCAUAUCAGAAGAAAUAACUUUAUAACAAUUUUUUUUAAUAAUGAAAAAUAUUUUCGUGACAAGUGAGCUCUAAAUUCUCUUUAUUGUAAAAGAGAUGUAAAGGUUUUAUAUUCUAAAUCCUAGUAAAAUUGACAGUGAUUUUUAAAUAUAAUGCAUCUUCCUUUGUCUGCUUAGUAAAAAAUUUCAUUUCAUAAUUUUGGCAAGCUCUGUAGUGGAUCCAAAGUAUCUUUGAGUUCUUGCAAACUACAAGUUGUUUCCUUUCCAGAAGGCUUGAUUUCAUUAGGAGACCCCUCUAUUGAGUUCUAAAUAGUUUAUCUUAGAAAGCCUUGGGUCAUUCACAGGUAUCCAACCAGCCAUUGUUUAGUUUGUUUUUGAAGGGGUUUGAUAAUGCUUUUUAAGUUGUACAGAAUGCUUAAUCCAUCUUAUUACUGUCCUGAGCCAUGUAAUAUGCCUGCAUCGUGUUGGGGAAAUGUUUGGGAAAUAUAAGCCAGCAUAACGUGUAAAGCUCACUCUUUCACCCUGGAACAGACAAGAGGUGGGCUUAAUAGAGGCAGAGACUGGGGAUAUACCUUUGUUUCCCUAGCAUUUUUAUUUAUUUAUUUUUAUUUUAUUUUAUUUUUUGAGAUGGAGUUUCACUCUUGUUGCCCAGGCUGGGGGUGCAAUGGCGCAAUCUUUGCUCACUGCAACCCCUGCCUCCCGGGCUCAAGCGAUUCUCCUGCCUCAGCCUCUCGAGUAGCUGGGAUUACAGGCAUGCGUCACCACUCCCAGCUAAUUUUGUAUUUUCAGUAGAGACAGGGUUUCCCCAUGUUGGUUAGGCUGGUCUCGAACUCCCAACCUCAGGUGAUCCGCCCACCUCAGCUCUCAAAGUGCUGGGAUUACAGGCGGGAGCCACUGCACAUGGCAGCAUUUUUUAAAAAUUCAGUUUUAAGAUCUCUGGUUUAGGGGAGAGAUUUUAUUUUACUGAACCAGUUCUAUAGAAAUUUAUUUUAUUAGGAAAUUUGUCUUUGGAACAAAGUGGCAGCUAUAAAAUUAUUUUUGUUAAGCCUCAGAAAUAUGAGGAAGCCUGUAAAACUCUAGUGGGGAGAUAUUAACUUGGAGACCUAAUGCUCUGUAAAUAGUCAUUUAAACUGUUGGUUUUAGUGGUUUUGUUUCUAAAAUGUUUUCUUUUACCGUGAUGCACCAGUAUGAGAUGGUGCUGACACUUUCUAUGAAGUGGUUAUGAGCAGGUUUAAUAAAUCCUCUAUACAAGUGUUUGAAUCAAUUUUAAAACAUAAAAAGUGGAAAUUUCCUUUUUUGUAGACAGUAGGAACAAGGAAUUAUAUGCAUUUUUACUAAGUAGUAAUUUUACACUGAAUUGUAAAUGUUUUUACAGUGAGUUUUAUUAAUAGAAUGCUUCACCUUAAAUUGGAAAACAAUAAUAGUCUUGGACUAAGUCUUUGUACUAAAGCAUUUGCUAUAAUUAUUUUUAAAAAAACAAACAGAUGAAAACCUCAGAGAAGGCAUGUGGAUUAUAAGAUUUGUCUAGUAAAAAUUGUAAUUGAAUAUGUUUAAAUAUUUAAUUUCUCAUUUUGGGGGGUUUUUAUUUUUUUAUUUUUUAGAUGGUGUCUCACGCUAUCGCCCAGGCUGGAGUGCAGUGGCGCGAACUCGGCUCACUGCAACCUCCGCCUCCUGGGUUCAAGCAAUUCUCCUUCCUCAGCCUCCCAAGUAGCUGGGAUUACAGGCAUGCACCACCAUGCCCAGCUAAUUUUUGUAUUUUUAGUAGAGAUGGAAUUUUGCCAUGUUGGCCAGGCUGGUCUUGAACUCCUGACCUCAGGGGUGAUCCACCCGCCUCGGGCUCCCAAAGUGCUGUGAUUACAGGCAUGAGCCACCAUGCCUGGCCUUUGGGGGGAUUUUAAUUACAGUAUUAAUUAUAGUUCUAGGAUUUCCCACAUUUUAUAGUAGUAGUUUGCAGGAUAUUAUGUGCCCUAAUUAGCAGAUAUAGACAUUAUCAAAUUAUAAUGAUAGUAUAAUUAUCCCUUUUUAAUAUUGGGGAAAGAAAAAUGAAAAUUCAUUAGUUAAUUACUGCUUUGUGUUGUGUGAAUUUAUUAACAAAUAACAUUAUUACAUAUAGGUCAUUGUUAACAAACAAACAUCCCUGAAAACCUCUGUGAAAAUUUAAUUUUUUAUAUCCUGAUUAAUAUAUUGUGACUUUAGGCCCAUUUUUCAUGUGCUUCACUUUGAUAGAGUUAAUCCAUAAAAUUGCUCUUUACUUUAGCUUAUCAAAUGAAGUAUUAUUUUGUGGACUGGAGGCCAAAAAGUCAAUGUGAGCUUCUCACAGGUUUUUAAAGCUCCACUAAAAAUAAUUAUCCACUUGUCUUUACUUUUGUUGACCAGAAUAGUUGGUAACUCUGCCAGAGCCUGUACUUACCUGCCAAAAACAAUUAAAUCUGGUUAAUGCCUGAAACCAAAUCUCUCAGUCUCAAGUGUUAUACUAUCCAAGUUUUAAAUGGAAAGGUAAACUGUGGAGUAAUGAAAUUUUGGUUUUACUGUACCUUUUGCUAUCAAGAUAAUAUUCAUGUUUGAAAUCUUGUCUUUAUUUGGAAUUUAGUUACUGUCUGCUUUUAACCUUUGCUUUCCUAAAGAAAGUUUGAGAUCCAGAGAGUUCAAGGGAUUGGGGAAAGAGAGGCGUCAAGUCAUUUGCACUUUGUACCUGUAAGUUAGGUAAUAAACUAUUAUACUCGUA